Molecule: messenger RNA, 1474 nt
Organism: Impatiens glandulifera
Lineage: Eukaryota; Viridiplantae; Streptophyta; Magnoliopsida; Ericales; Balsaminaceae
Product: UDP glycosyltransferase 9-like
Exons: 3
Coding region: 95-1429 (444 amino acids)
Molecular function (GO): UDP-glycosyltransferase activity
Source: RefSeq, a predicted model, not a curated record
CCAUAAUGUUGUGAAGGAGAAUACAAAGAACACUCAAAAGAAAGUCAAUUCUGAUAAGCGAUUUCAAUUCUUACUCGUGAUUGAAGAAAUAGAAAUGGAAGCAGAAAAGACUGUUUAUAAAGUUCAUGUGUUAUUAUUUCCAUCGUUUGGACAUGGCCAUAUCAAUCCAAUGAUUCAACUCUCCAAGCUUUUGGCAUUCAAAGGCCUGAAAGUCACCAUCGCUGCAUUACUCUCCACCGUUAAUUCAGUCGCAGAAGAAACUGAAACCGAAACCGAUUCAUCCAUUAAAUUUGUAUCGAUUUUCGAUGACUGCGAUCCUGAAAACGGUCUUAAAGGUCCUGGUGGUUUCAAGGGUUUUAGCACUAGGUUUGAAUCGAUGGCUAUGAAGAACUUGACUAAACUUAUCACACAAUUUCAGGAAUCUAAUGAUCCUGUUAAGUGUUUGUUUUAUGAUGCUAAUUUACCACAAGCCUUAGAUGUCGCAAAAGAGAUAGGAAUAUUUACGGCUGCGUUCUUCACUCAGUCGUGUGCAGCCAUCGCUAGUUACUACCCUAUGCAAUAUGAUGUGAAGCUGUCAUUACCCGCAUUCUCAAUGCCUGGUUUGCCGGAGAUUCGCCUCCCGAAUUUGCCUUCGUUUGGUUCAAGCACGACAAAUCAUUCGCCAAUCUUAAUCCACAUAUUUAAGCAAUUCAGCAAUCUUGGAAAUGCUGAUUGGGUUCUCUUCAAUUCAUUUGAUAAGUUGGAAGAACAGGUGCUGAAAUGGAUGUUGAAUAUCUGGCCUGUCCGGGCUAUUGGUCCAUCGAUCUCAUCUGCCGAUCUAUACAAAAGCAGCAGCAGCGGCGAAGCUAAAGAAGAUUGCAUUAAGUGGCUCGACACUAGAGAACCUGCCUCGGUUGUGUAUGUAGCGUUUGGAAGCAACGCAAGUUUGAGUUCGAACCAAAUGAUCGAAAUGGCAAACGCCCUAAAACAAUGCAACAAAAGUUUCCUAUGGGUUGUCAAGUCAAACGAAGAAACCGGGCUUCCUCUAGAUUUCAUAAACAAGACUUCGCAAAAGGGUAUGGUGGUAAAUUGGUGUCCACAGUUGAAAGUGUUGGCACAUAAAGCGGUAGGGUGUUUCGUAACGCAUUGUGGAUGGAAUUCGACUCUAGAAGCGAUAACGUUUGGGAUUCCUAUGGUGGCAAUGCCACAAUUUUUGGAUCAAAUUACAAACGCAUAUUUUGUCGAGGAAAAGUGGGGUAUCGGAGUUCAACCCUUAGUUGACGAUAACCACGUUUCGUCUUGUAAUGAAAUUGUUCGAUGUAUUAGAGAAGUUUCGAGCGGAGAGAUUCAUAGGAACGCAUUAGCGUGGAAGGCAUCCGCGAAGGAGGCGUUCCAGGAAAACGGGAGUUCAAACAAGCAUAUGGAUGAUAUUAUACGUUUCAUUUCAUGAAUUUUCAUUUUUAAGUUAAAGUUUGUAUUAAUAAAUUGAUUAAGA